Molecule: messenger RNA, 759 nt
Organism: Cyclospora cayetanensis
Lineage: Eukaryota; Apicomplexa; Conoidasida; Eucoccidiorida; Eimeriidae
Product: calmodulin-like protein 3
Exons: 1
Coding region: 1-759 (252 amino acids)
Cellular component (GO): myosin II complex
Molecular function (GO): calcium ion binding
Source: RefSeq, a predicted model, not a curated record
AUGAAUUCUCGAACACGCGCAGGGAGGGGUCUGGCGGCUGGUCAUUCUGCAAGCAGCGAGCAAGGAAGGCGGUGGAACGCGCGCUCCGUGAGUCAUGACUUAGCUCAGAGAGCCCCAACAUCUACUAUCUUUUACUCCAGGCAGCCCGAGCCAAAAAAGGAAUGGUCGCUUUAUCCUUCUCCAUCUGCGGAGGCUGCUGUAGCUGAUGUUGGGGAAGGGCGUCUUGGAGACGCUGUUAGCGGUGCCUUGCAGGACGAAGUCUUGGAAUGCUUCAGCUUCUUUGACACAGACGGCGACGGGCUAGUUCUUGUUACUGAAGUAGCCACAAUGCUUCGAAGCUUGGGGUUUGUGGUGCUUGUGGAGCAAGCCAGGGCAUUUGAGAUGGAGAUGCGCCGUCAAAAAGUGACUACGGUGAACUGUCGAACUUUUUCUUGGAUCGCCAACAAGGGCUUUCCUAGGAGAGCGGACCCCGUUGACGUUCUUGCUGCCUUCAACCUCCUGGAUCGAGAGAAGAAGGGAGCUGUCAAUGUUGAGGAAUUGCGUCAUCUCUUGACCACUGUUGGAGACCCUCUUAGUGAGGAGGACUGGCAAAAACUGCUGAAAAUAACCUUUACUACACGCGCAUGUGCAACACCCAUCUCCAUGAAAAGUGGAACCUUCAUGAAGCUAAUUUGCUCCUUAGACGAGGGCGAAAGUGAGUGGGCUGCAGCCGCCGCCCUACUGCAAUCACGCAGAGCUGGGAAUCAAUCGUUGUUGUAA